This is a messenger RNA of Miscanthus lutarioriparius, 2379 nucleotides long. The record is from the annotation of a GenBank genome assembly. Lineage: Eukaryota; Viridiplantae; Streptophyta; Magnoliopsida; Poales; Poaceae.
AUGUGGGUGAGUAUUGUCAAUGAUAUUGAUAGAAAAGUGACUUAUAGCAUGAGAAAUAAAACAUUCUUGGAAGACUUCGAAAUGGUAGAAAUCGGCAAAUUUGUUCGGCUGCACUUAUUGUUGACUAUGAAGGAUUCUGCAUUGGAUGUUCCAACAAACUUGGAUGCUCGCCGUAGGAUCACUUUCUUUGCAAACUCGCUUUUUAUGAAAAUGCCAAGAGCACCGCGUGUGCAUGAUAUGAUUUCAUUUAGUGUUCUGACACCAUACUACAACGAGGAAGUACUCUAUUCAUCACAUGAACUGAAUAGAAAGAAUGAAGAUGGUAUCUCAAUUUUGUUCUACCUACAAAAGAUCUAUCCAGAUGAAUGGAAGAACUUCCUAGAACGUAUUGGAGUUGAGCCGGAUAAUGAAGUGUCAAUAAAAGGUUGCAUGGAUGAUAUCCGUUUAUGGGCAUCUUACCGUGGUCAAACGCUUGCCAGAACUGGUUAUGGCUUAGCUGAUUUGGAUAGAGCUAAACCUGCAAGGUCCAAGGCCAUUGCUGAUAUUAAAUUCACUUAUGUUGUCUCCUGUCAACUCUAUGGCAUGCAUAAGGCAUCCAAGGAUUCUCGAGAAAAAGGUCUCUACGAGAAUAUCUUAAACCUCAUCUUGACGUAUCCAGCAUUGCGCAUUGCUUACAUAGAUUUGAAAGAAGUACAAUUACAAAAUGGUAAAAUAGAGAAACAAUAUUACUCUGUUCUUGUGAAAGGAAAUCAACAGAAGUUGAAGAAGGCAAGCCUAAUAAUCAAAAAUCAUGCCAUAAUCUUCACUAGAGGAGAAGCACUUCAAGCAAUUGACUUGAACCAGGAUAACUAUCUAGAGGAAGCAUUUAAAAUGAGAAAUCUCUUGGAAGAGUUCCUUCUUACACAUGGAAAGUCGGAGCCCACCAUAUUGGGUGUUCGAGAGCAUAUAUUUACAAGAAGCCAGGAGACCAGCUUUGUCACUAUUGGACAACGUGUUCUUGCCAACCCUCUUAAGGUACGAUUCCAUUAUGGCCAUCCUGAUGUUUUUGAUAGACUCUUUCACCUGACAAGGGAUGGCAUAAGCAAGGCAUCAAAGGUUAUCAACCUUAGCGAGGAUAUAUUUGCAGGGUUCAAUUCAACCAUGCGUCGAGGAAAUGUUACGCACCAUGAAUACAUACAGUUGUGCAAAGGAAGUGAUGUUGGAAUGAACCAAAUAUCCAACUUUGAGGCCAAGGUGGCAAACAGAAAUGGUGAACAAACACUAUGUCGUGAUAUUUAUCGACUAGGACACAGAUUUGAUUUCUACAGGAUGUUGUCUCUGUAUUUUACCACAGUUGGCUUCUACUUCAAUAGUAUGGUGGCUGUUCUCACAGUUUAUGUAUUUUUAUAUGGGAGGACAUACCUUGUUUUGAGUGGCUUAGAAAAGUCAAUACUCCAAGAUCCAAAUAUCCAAAACAUCAAACCGUUUGAAAAUGCACUUGCUACUCAAUCUGUAUUCCAACUUGGUAUGUUGCUCGUUCUCCCAAUGAUGAUGGAGAUUGGACUGGAGAAAGGAUUUGGCAGAGCACUGGCAGAGUUUGUGAUCAUGCAACUUCAGUUAGCUCCUGUAUUCUUCACUUUUUAUCUUGGAACAAAGACUCACUACUAUGGCAGGACAAUACUUCAUGGUGGAGCAAAGUAUAGAGCUACUGGGAGAGGAUUUGUUGUGCGGCAUGCGAAGUUCGCUGAGAAUUAUCGGAUGUACUCCCGGAGUCACUUUGUGAAAGCAAUGGAGCUGCUUAUUCUCUUGAUUGACUGGUGGAAGUGGAUGGGCAAUAGAGGUGGUAUUGGAUUAGCACCUGAGCAAAGUUGGGAGGCUUGGUGGCUAGAGUAUGCUCCCUUGUUCCAGGUUGUUUCAAUGGGAAGAGAGAAGUUUGUUACAAGGUUUCAACUAGUGUUCCGCAUCCUCAAGGGCAUUGUGUUCCUUGUGCUCAUCGGUUUGCUUGUCCUUUUAUUUGUUGGUUUUGAUCUCGCUGUCGCGAACGUUGGCGCUAGUAUCUUGGCAUUCAUUCCCACUGGCUGGUUUAUUCUUCUGAUUGUGCAAUUAUGUGGACCUCUGUUUCGGAGGUUGAUCAUAGAUCCACUUCACUUGCUGUGUUGCCCAUAUGGUACUAGUGGUGCAUGCAGAGGUCCUUGCUGUGCCAAGUUCAGGCAGAGGACCGGUGCUGCGCUUAGGAAGAUGGGACCAUGGGACUCCAUCCAGGAGAUGGCGAGGAUGUACAAGUACACCAUGGGGCUCCUCAUCUUCCUGCCCAUUGUCAUGCUGUCGUGGUUCCCCUUUGUCUCUGAGUUCCAGACACGGCUGCUCUUCAACCAGGCCUUCAGCUGGGCAGAACGGUAG